Molecule: messenger RNA, 1796 nt
Organism: Pisolithus orientalis
Lineage: Eukaryota; Fungi; Basidiomycota; Agaricomycetes; Boletales; Pisolithaceae
Product: APG6-domain-containing protein
Exons: 8
Coding region: 139-1569 (476 amino acids)
Biological process (GO): autophagosome assembly; cellular response to nitrogen starvation; late endosome to vacuole transport
Cellular component (GO): phagophore assembly site; phosphatidylinositol 3-kinase complex, class III, type I; phosphatidylinositol 3-kinase complex, class III, type II
Source: RefSeq, a predicted model, not a curated record
CGUGGCACUGGUAAUGGUGGAGGAGAACUCGUGCUUACUACUACUUACGACAGGGCCAAGUCUACUUUGUACGGAUUCAUCCAAGAUCUUACAUGACUUUCUGAAACAUCGGAGUUGCUUGUGCUAUCCUUUCGGAUUAUGAUGAACUACGUGUGCCAGCAAUGCAAAGAACCGCUGCAGCUCGAUGCGUCUCUGGUGGAGCUCUCCCCUUCUCAAUACGACAUGAUUGCUACAUCUCUCCCGCCCUCACCAUCCCCACGAGUGAAUCACAUAUCCGAGGUUGAACAGCCUACUCCGCAACGCCCACCAUCGACUAGUUCUAAAGCAGCAUGGAGGCACGCAAACAACCCAGAAAACGUCAGACAUACUGCGUUAGUACAUGGAAAACAGCUGCAGCGCAGCUAUCCAGCUCCGAACGAAUCUUUUGUGCUCUUACAAGACAGUGUUAUCCACAAUAUGCCAUCCCAGUUGCCCUCCGUCGGGUUUGCCGAGGUAAUCACUAAUACCGGUCACCCUGAGCAUACGACAAAGGGUGGCGCUACAUCUGCGGCACUUCCACAGCCAGAACCUGAUUAUCCGAAUCCAACGCCGAUAUCCCAUCACCUGCGCUCCACCAUGCGGUUGUUUAAUUUACUAUCCAGUCGGACUGAUAUCGAUCAUCCUCUAUGCGCAGAAUGCACUCAGAUCCUGUUGUCUUCCUUGCAGAGAAAGCUUGACGAAACGAAAAAGGAACGUGACGGUUACCUCGCUUUUGACAGAGAGGUAAGAAAGGAGAAAGAACGUGAAUGCCAGGAAAUGAACCGCGAUGAAGGGGCUAUCCUCGACCAGUUGAAGUUCGUCGAGAGAGAGAGGGACCAGCUUGACGAAGAGCUUCGAGCACUGGAGUUGGAGGAGAGAACACUUCUCGAGGAAGAAGCCGAGUUUUGGCGUUCGCGAAAUGAUCAACAGCUGGCUUCAGCAAACCAGACAUCGCUCCUCGUGUCCUUGCGAGCAGCUUACGCCGCUGACUACGCAACUUAUGAGAAGCUUGAACGCACUAACGUUUACAACGACGCAUUUUGCAUUGGCCAUGACGGUGUUUUCGGUACUAUAAACGGACUGCGCUUGGGCCGUGUACCAGGGGUUCCCGUUGAGUGGUCCGAGAUCAACGCAGCUUGGGGCCAGACGCUUUUGCUACUAUACACAAUUGCCCGAAAACUUGACCUUACUUUUGAGAACUACCGAUUGGUUCCCAUGGGCUCGUUUUCGCGUAUCGAACGGACAUUGGGUGAUAAAGCCACGUAUGAGUUGUACGGUUCAGGUGACUUGCACUUUGGGCGGCUUCUUCACAAUCGCCGCUUUGAUUUUGCGAUGGUGGCAUUCUUGGAAUGCCUAAAACAGUUGAUGGAUUACGUGAAGUCCCAAGACUCAAAUAUCGAGUUUCCACACCAGAUCAUCAAGGACAAGAUAGGGGAAGCACCAAUCAAACUUCAGUUUAGUCAAGAGGAGUCUUGGACCCGUGCAUUGAGGCAUGUCUUGCUGGCGCUCAAGAUAAUACUAAAGUGGACAACGAAUGGAGGAAAUGGUUGACCUUGCCUCUGUAAAUUUGGGCAAGCAGUUGUAUUGUCUGUUCCAGUUUUAUAUCUGGUUCUCGAUCAAGCUAUGAGGUCUAUUGGCAGGAUAGGCAUUCUUCCACCUGUCUGACGCAGUUCGGGUCUGAAGCGAGCUUUGCCCUCCUCGCUGGUUGAACUAUAGAGGAACGUCUGUGUACUGUCUCCAGAUAAUUGGCUCAGCAAUGUUUGUGAUGUUUGUGGCUC